This is a messenger RNA of Amphiprion ocellaris (clown anemonefish), 1451 nucleotides long. RefSeq names its product alpha-1-antitrypsin homolog. The record is from RefSeq and is a predicted model, not a curated record. The transcript has 6 exons. Gene Ontology annotation, biological process: negative regulation of endopeptidase activity. NCBI's taxonomy places the organism in Eukaryota, Metazoa, Chordata, Actinopteri, Pomacentridae. Bases 144 to 1379 code for a protein of 411 amino acids. Gene Ontology annotation, molecular function: serine-type endopeptidase inhibitor activity.
CAAGAGGUUGAGACAGAGAAUAAACAAAGCCAAAGUUCAGUGAUUUUAAUCAUCUAUAUAAACAGGAGGUCUCUCUCAGUCAAGUCUGGCCCUUUUCUGUCUGUGGUCAACAUACUGUAAGCUCCAGUCAGAAGAAGUUCACCAUGAUGCGUGCAGCUCUGUGUGUCUGGAUCUUAUCAGCGGUAGUCUGCGUGGGAAGAGGUGACCACCAUGUAGGUCAUGCCAUGGGGGGCCAAGACACUGCGGUCGACGGCAGCGACAGCAGCGUCUCACUGCUGACUUCAGCAAACCAAGAUUUUGCCUUCCGCCUGUACAAAAAAUUAGUGGCUCACGCUGACUCCCAAGGCAAAAACAUUUUCUUUUCACCAGCUAGUGUUUCUGUGGCCUUGGCUGCCUUGUCUGUGGGAGCACGGGGGGAGACCCAUCGACAGCUCUUCGGCGGUUUGGGCUUCAACAAUUCCCAACUGACACAAGAAAAUGUAGACCGAGCCUUCCAUACGCUCCUCGAAAAGUCAGUAACUAAUGAAGACACCAACGCAGGUACAGCUGUGUUCGUGGAUAACCGCUUCAAGGCAGAGCCUGACUUCCUGGAGGUCUUGAAGCAGUCCUAUUUUGCAGAAGGGUUUAAUGUUGACUUCACCAAAACCACAGACAGUGCCAAUACCAUCAAUAAGUAUGUAUCAGAUAAGACCAACGGGAAGAUUGAAAAGCUGGUUGAGAGCCUAGACCCAAACACAGUCAUGUAUCUCAUCAGUUACAUCUACUUCAAAGGAAAGUGGGAAAAUCCAUUUGACGCCGAGCUGACCAAGGAAGACAUCUUCAACGUGAACGAGAACACCAAGGUUCCAGUCCAGAUGAUGAACAUGGAAGACAGUUUUGAUAUCUAUUAUGACCAGGCCAUUAACACUUCAGUCCUCCACCUUCCCUUCAACGGUUCCUACUCCAUGCUGCUGGUGCUGCCAGACGAUAUGACAGUACUGGAGAAUGUUAUUUGCCCAGCACAUGUCACCAAAUGGCUGAAGUGGAUGAAGUCCAGGAGAUAUGACAUUUUUGUUCCAAAGUUCUCCAUCAAGUCUUCCUACACGCUGAAUGAUGUGCUGAUUCAAAUGGGAAUGACAGACAUGUUUGGCGAUCGUGCAGAUUUGAGUGGUAUUUCAGCGGGGCAAAAGCUGGCCGUCUCAGACGUUGUGCACCAAGCCACCCUGGAUGUCGAUGAGGCCGGAGCCACUGCAGCAGCCGCUACAGGCAUCGGUAUCACGCUUAUGUCCUUCCAGCACAUCCCAGUCUUGAAAUUCAACCGUCCGUUUAUGGCUGUCAUCACUGAGCGCGCCACGAAUGAAAUCCUUUUCAUGGGAAAGAUUAUCAACCCAACCAUCUGAUCAAGGAAACGUUCAACCACAGUAUUUGUGGAAGACAUUAAAUAUUCCAAAAAUAAAAGCUUUUUUGUGUGA